This is a messenger RNA of Suricata suricatta (meerkat), 3525 nucleotides long. RefSeq names its product thyroid peroxidase (gene TPO). The record is from RefSeq and is a predicted model, not a curated record. The transcript has 19 exons. Gene Ontology annotation, biological process: response to oxidative stress. The coding region runs from base 1 to 3438 and encodes 1145 amino acids. NCBI's taxonomy places the organism in Eukaryota, Metazoa, Chordata, Mammalia, Carnivora, Herpestidae. Gene Ontology annotation, molecular function: peroxidase activity; heme binding.
AUGCCCUCCGUUGGCCUUCGUGCCGCAGGCACCUGGCCCCUUGUUCCAGCUUCGCGAGCUGCCGGACAGGCUGCUGGGAACUCGGGAAGCAGCUUCGAUGUUAAACUGACGUGGACACGACAGCUCCUUAUUCGAAAGGAAGGAGUCACCAGGACUGAGUCCCAGGGCAUGGGCAUCACUGGUGGGUCUGCUCGCGGGAAGGCCUGGGAGGGGUCUGAGCAGCUUCUGGACCCUGCCAGUGACAAGAGGGCAGCAGGCAAGCGAGGCUCGGUCCGGGGUGGAGAAUUCGCCGCCGUGUCUCCCGCGUGUGGACGGGAGCAGCCCGAGUACCAGGCGGCCUGGAGCCUGGGGACUCCGUUAAUCCGGCCCGGGGGCGACGCACCUGCCCCAGUGCCCGCUGCUCUCCGCCCUCCGUCACACCGGAAACGGCGCGCCCGCGGGGCUCCAUGGAUCGGUGCUGGCGGGACAGGCCUUCCCUUCCCGGCUCCACUUUUCAGAACGCUGACACAGCGGUUCCAAACAGGGAAGGGCCGGGGCUCUGCUGUGACCCGCGUCGUGGAGGAGACCAGGCGCGCAGUGGACGAGGCCGUCUCCCGCACCCUGGAAAGAGACCUCGGCGAACGAGAGAGCCUCUCUCCGUCUCAGUCGCUGUCGUUCCCCAAGCUCCCCGAGCCCGCCAGCCGCUCCGUCUCCCGAGCGGCCGAGAUCAUGGAAGCGUCUGUGCAGGCCGUGAAGAAGAGAGUCUACGGGAAGGCCAGGCGAUCUCCCACCGAUGUCCUGCCAGAGGACGUGCUGACCACGAUCGCGAACCUGUCCGGGUGCCUGCCUCGCAUGCUGCCCCCCAGGUGUCCCCGCAGCUGCCUGGCUGACAAGUACAGGCUCAUCACAGGCGCCUGCAACAACAGAGACCAUCCCAGGUGGGGAGCCGCCAACACAGCCCUGGCCAGGUGGCUGCCCCCCGCCUACGAGGACGGCGUCAGUGAGGCCAGGGGGUGGCGCCCUCACGUCCUGUACAACGGCUUCCCACUGCCCCCGGUCCGAGAGGUGACAAGACAAGUUAUUGAAGUUUCCAACGAGGCCAUCACGGAAGAUGACCAAUAUUCUGAUCUCCUGACGGUGUGGGGGCAAUAUAUCGGUCACGACAUCGCGUUCACCCCUCAGAGCACCAGCAAAGCUGCAUUUGGGGGCGGGGCUGACUGCGGGCUGGCCUGCGAAAACCAGGACCCGUGCUUUCCCAUACAGCUGCCCACCAACGGCUCGGGGACCCCAGGCAGGGCCUGCCUGCCAUUUUACCGCUCCUCUGCUGCCUGUGGCACCGGGAUCCAAGGCGCCUUCUUUGGCAACUUGACCUCAGCAAACCCACGACAGCAGAUGAACGGGCUGACCUCUUUCCUGGACGCGUCCACGGUGUACGGCAGCUCCCCGGCCUCGGAGAAGCAGCUGCGCAACUGGACCAGCGCAGAAGGGCUGCUGCGGGUGAACGCGCGCCACCGGGACGCAGGCCGCGCCUACCUGCCCUUCGCUCGGCCGCCUGGGCCCACGGGCUGCGCGCCAGAGCCUGGAACCCGCGGGGCGGCCCAAGCGCCCUGCUUCCUGGCCGGGGAUGGCCGCGCCAGCGAGGUCCCCACCCUGACGGCAGUGCACACGCUGUGGCUGCGGGAGCACAACCGACUGGCCGCGCUUCGAAGGUGUUGGUUUCCCCCGUCAACACCGAUGACCACGGAGUAUUCGGGCAAACAUGCUGGCAGGUGGAAGCCUGUCUUCCCCGCGGUUUGUGGGCGCUCUGCCGGGGAGCCCGCAGGAGGCCGGGCGGAGGGAGGGAGGCGCACCUUCCUUGAGGAGCCUCCAGGGGCUGAAGAAGGCCUCCCGCAGCCGCAGCGGGGGGAGGGCGGGGUGCUCCUGGAAGUGGGCGUCCAGACGUCGCACCAGCGGAUGCACCGUGGCGUGGCCGAAGCGGAAGGCAGCCGUGGCAAACACGUUGGACACGGUGGGGUCCACGGUGGGGUCGUAGCCUUCGUAGGGGCCCAGGUACUGCUGGAAGGCCUCGGGGCCCAGGACUUUGGGGAGGUAGUCUCGCAUGGCUACACCGCGUGGAGGCGGUUCUGCAGCCUGCCCGCACUGGAGACCCGCGCCCACCUGCAGGCGGCCGCUGCCAACGCCAGCGUCGCGGGCCGGAUGAUGGGCCUGUACGGCCACCCAGACAACAUCGAUGUCUGGCUGGGCGGCUUGGCGGAGCCCUUCCUCCCGCAGGCACGCACCGGGCCGCUGUUCGCCUGCCUCAUCGGGAGACAGAUGAAGGCCCUGAGGGACGGAGACCGGUUCUGGUGGGAGAGCAGCGGGGUGUUCACGGAGGCCCAGCGGCGCCAGCUGGCCAGGCACUCCCUGUCCCGGGUCAUCUGUGACAACACGGGCCUCCCCCGGGUGCCCCCCGACGCCUUCCGGGUCGGAAGAUUCCCGCAGGACUUUGUGUCCUGUGAGAACAUUCCAGGCCUGAACCUGGAGGCAUGGAGAGAGGUCCUCCCUCAAGGUGACGCGUGUGGCCUCCAGGCCGGCAUGGACGGCGGGGACUGGGCGCUGUGCGGCGGGUCUGGGCAGCGAAUGCUGGUGUUUUCCUGCCACCACGGGUUUCAGCUGCACGGCCCCGAACAGGUGGCCUGUCCCGCCAAGGAUGGGCGUUUCCAGCCCCCCGUGUGCAGAGCCAGGGCGGCAGCCAGGGGAGCGGUGCAGGAGGCCCAUGGGCUCCACUCACGGCCCACGGCCAUGGCCGCUGCUGCCCCGAGCGGAACUCAGCCACAGGCCCGGGCCGUGUGCGGGCUGGUUGUCACCAGCUGCUGGCGGCCCACUGGCACAGAGCUGAAGUCACGCAGGAGUUUCAGCUCAGGAAGCGGCCAGCACCCCGGGGUGGGUGGUGGCCAGGCAGUGGCGCAGCCGCGAGGCCGGGCGGAGGGAGGGAGGCGCACCUUCCUUGAGGAGCCUCCAGGGCCUGAAGAAGGCCUCCCGCAGCCGCAGCGGGGGGAGGGCGGGGUGCUCCUGGAAGUGGGCGUCCAGACGUCGCACCAGCGGGUGCACCGUGGCGUGGCCGAAGCGGAAGGCAGCCGUGGCAAACACAUUGGACACGGUGGGGUCCACGGUGGGGUCGUAGCCUUCGUAGGGGCCCACGUACUGCUGGAAGGCCUCGGGGCCCAGGACUUUGGGGAGGCCGGGCAUGGCCCCAGCCCGGGCAUGGCCCCAGCCCGAGAGGAGCACGCGGUGCGGCUGAGACCUUCCCGCUCGGCAAACGCAGGGCGUCCUCAGCGGGCGGCGGAUCAGAGCGAAGCCGAGCGGACGCGCGCCGGACGUAAGUCCUCACUGCGCAGGGCGGAGGCCGGCGGCGGAGGAGCCGCCCCACCGGGAGGGGACACGUGCCCGGGAAGGGGCGCGCGGCAGAUGUUGCAGUAGAGUCACGCCUGGGGCAGCCGGCUUGGUCAGCGGAGCCUUGGACUCUUGAUCUUGGGUCAUGAGGUCCAGUCACACGUUGGGAAUAGA